AUGACUGUAACAACUUAUGAUAAUGCUAAUAAUAUUUUAUCACCAUCACCUGAAAGAAGAGUAAAAUUUUCUAUAGAAGAUUAUGAUGAAGAACCUGAUUUAAAUGAAGAUGAAAAAAAAGAAAGAAAAGAAAAAUAUAUAAAAUUAUGGAAACAAACUGCUCGCAAAGCAUUAGAUCUUUUAAAAGAUCCAUGGGCUAAGUAUAAUAUUCAUUUACAACCAACAAAAAAAGCUGUAAGAUAUCGUUAUAAUGCUAUGACAAAAAAAUGGAAAAAAGAUGAAGUUUUUGUAAAAAUGGAAGAUAAGCCAUUUGCUAAUGGUGCAAUGCGGGAAUGUUUUAGAUUAAAAAAAAUAUCUAAUUUUGCUUAUGAUACUGAUUGGAAAUUAGCAAUGAAUUAUGUUUGUAAGAGAUAUAUACAAAAUGUUGAUAGAAAUGUUAUUUUUGAAGAUGUUAAACUUCAAAUGGAUAGUAAAUUAUGGGCUGAAGAAUUUAAUAGACAUAAUCCACCUAAAAAAAUUGAUAUUAUUCAAAUGUCAAUAUUAGAAUUUGUUGAAGAAGAAGGAUCACCAUUAUAUCAUUUAGAACAUUUUAUUGAAGGUCAAUAUAUUAAAUAUAAUUCAAAUUCUGGUUUUGUUUCUGAAAUUAUGAGAAUGACACCACAAGCAUUUAGUCAUUUUACAUUUGAAAGAAGUGGCCAUCAAUUAAUUGUUGUUGAUAUUCAAGGUGUUGAUGAUUUAUAUACAGAUCCACAAAUUCAUACAGUUACUGGUACAGAUUAUGGUGAUGGUAAUUUAGGAACACGAGGUAUGGCAUUAUUUUUUUAUUCACAUCAAUGUAAUGAAAUAUGUUUACUUAUGAAAUUAACAGAAUUUGAUUUUUCUAUUAGUGAAAAAAUGGAAAGAUCAUCAUUUGCCAAUGGUUAUUUUACUUUAUCUGAUCCAUCAACAAAAUUUACAACAUUAACACAUUCUUCACUUGAUAAAUGCGAACCAUUAGUUAAUUUUAAAGAAGAUGCUAUGGAAAAUUUACGUCGAAGGAUUUUAUCUGUAAAUAGUGAUAAGCCAUUAGAUAAAAAUUAUUCAAGUGAACAUUCUGAUAAAUGUAUAUGUGAUACUUGUAUAGAAAAAGAUGAUUUUUUAAUGAAUAAAGAUGAAUAUUUAAGAAAUAAAGAUGAUUCUAUAAUAAGUGAAGAUGAUAAUGAUUUAUUUGAAAAUUGGAAUAAUAAAAGUGAUAAUGGUGAAGAUUCUAAUGAAAGUGAUAGUGAUUUAAAAAGAAGACGACGAUAUUAUAGUUCUAAUAGUCUUGGUUCAGACUCUAAAAAUACAGAAGCUGAAAGAUUUGCUAGUGCUAUAAGAAAAUUUUCAAGACCAGCUGGUUUAUUAAUGCCUAAUGUAUCAGAUGAAAUAUUAAAUGCACUUAAAAAUGGUAAUUCAUUAUAUGUUCUUGGUCAAGUACACCUUGAUAUGGCUAGAUAUUAUGAAAUUGGAAAAUUCUCAGAACUAACACUAGGAAAUAGAUUAUUAAAUCCAGAUGAUAAGGAUGUAGAAUAUUCAUUAACACAUGAUGUUGGUUAUAAUAAAUCAGCAGCCAUUUUUCAUUUAAAUGUAGCCAGAAAAUGUGGUGUUUUAGAAGCAAUUAAGACGAUGGCAGAUAUAGCAUAUGAUUUACCUCAUGAUUUAUUAAAAGACGUCAAAUCCAAUGACUUAAAAUAUGAAGUAUUAAAAAAUACAGAUGAUAAGAUUGAGUUUGCAUUUAAAAUGAUGGAAUUAGCAGCAGAGAUGUCUGAAAGAAAUGCAAUUCAUUUUGUAGCUUAUUCUUAUGAGACUGGUUUAAAUUUACCAAAUAAUAAAAAAAUUGAUUGGUGUAAGGCAAUGUAUUGGUAUGAAAAAGCAUUAGAAUAUUAUGUCAUGGAUGAUUAUGAUUCUUCAGAGAAUAAUGUAAAUAAAAAAGAUAUGACAUUUGUAUGUCCACAAUAUGAAAUAUUAGCUAAGAUGGGGCAAAUGUUAAAUGAAGGAGGUUUUGGUUUGGAACGUAAUGGUAAGGAAGCUUAUAAUUUAUACACAGAAGCUGCAGAAUGUGCUCUUGAAGCAAUGAAAGGAAAAUUAGCUACAAAAUAUUAUGAAUUAGCUGAAAUGUGUGAAUGUGAUGAGUAA
Strongyloides ratti is the source of this 2154-nucleotide messenger RNA. Its product is annotated as Eukaryotic elongation factor 2 kinase. NCBI's taxonomy places the organism in Eukaryota, Metazoa, Nematoda, Chromadorea, Rhabditida, Strongyloididae. The transcript is spliced from 3 exons. Gene Ontology annotation, biological process: protein phosphorylation. The coding region runs from base 1 to 2154 and encodes 717 amino acids. The record is from RefSeq and is a predicted model, not a curated record. Gene Ontology annotation, molecular function: protein binding; elongation factor-2 kinase activity; ATP binding.